CGUUCAGAGUUAUUGCUUUUUACGUCUGGUGGUUAUUAUAGUCCGAGAGUUUCGAUAAUGAAAAUGUUGUUGUGAUGUGUCACAUUUUAUAAACAUUGUCAGUUUUAUAACAGUGACGCCAAAAUGCACGUUCCAUUACUAAACAUUUGCAUGCAUACACUUUUUUUAUACUUAUUUUUAUCAGUUGCUGUUCUACUUUUUGUGUUCCUAGUUGUCUUGUAUCUUACUACAAAAGAUGCUAUCCCAGUUAUCCUACGUUAUGCCAGUGAAAAAACAUUUAUCGAUCCAAUUCAAGAGAAGAAUUUAAAUUUUCCCUUUAUUAUAAGUGUUGGAACUCUAUCUCUCUCUGUUGUAGUUCCAGCAUAUAAUGAGGAGCAAAGAUUACCGAUUAUGCUGGAUGAAACCUUAGAAUAUUUGGAAAAUAGACAGAAAAAGGAAGGAUCCUUUACAUACGAAAUCAUAAUUGUUGAUGAUGGCAGUAAAGAUGGCACCACUAAAGUGGGACUAGAGUAUGUUAAAAAAUAUGGAACAGAAAAAAUAAGAGUGUUAACAUUUGAAAAGAAUAGGGGAAAAGGUGGAGCUGUGAGAAUGGGAGUAUUUUGCAGUAGAGGCUCUAAAAUAUUAUUUGUUGAUGCUGACGGAGCAACUAAAUUCUCCGAUCUGGACCGUGUAGAGGAAGGGUUGGAUGAAUUACAUGAGGGUAAAAACAAUAUGGCUGUCUCUGUUGGUUCAAGAGCACAUUUAAAGGAUGACGCAGUAGCACAAAGAACAUUUAUAAGGAAUCUAUUGAUGUAUGGUUUUCACUUCAUUGUAUAUUUCUUCUGUGUUAAAGGUGUAGAAGAUACACAGUGUGGAUUUAAAUUGUUUACGAGAAAAGCAGCGCUAACAUUGUUUUCAAGUCUACAUGUGGAGAGAUGGGCGUUUGACGUUGAGCUCCUCUACAUAGCCCAGUGUUUAGGUAUUCCAGUGGCAGAGAAAGCUGUCAACUGGCAAGAAAUAGACGGUUCCAAAAUGGUCCCAAUCUUCAGUUGGUUACAGAUGGGUAAAGAUUUACUGUUGAUUCGAGCAAGGUACAUGAUUGGCGCAUGGCAGUUAUCACGUGGUCAACCCAACGUAAUUGAUGUGUAGAUUUCUUUUAAUCUUGAAUUUUAAGCUCGCAUUUUUUAAUUUUAUUUUUCAAAUUCCCCUGUUGGAAACAUACGUUUUAAUAGAAUUGAUCUGUUCAGUAAGUUGCGAAAUCGGAUAUUCUAGAGAAAUUUUCGGUGUGUUAUUGAUAUCAUUCUGGAAAUCUCUGAAGAGAGUUUUCAAUUUGCUCAAUUUAAAAGCUUUCUGGUGUCGUAGAACCAUCGACGAAAAAAAAAAUAUUUAAAAGUUGUUUUUUAUACAUGUAUUAUGCAAGUUGUAGCUAGUGGUAUUUUUAACAGAAUUCUGUUUGGUUAAAUGCGAAUAACAUAUGUUAAAUUCAAAAACGCUUUCA
Molecule: messenger RNA, 1477 nt
Organism: Hydractinia symbiolongicarpus
Lineage: Eukaryota; Metazoa; Cnidaria; Hydrozoa; Anthoathecata; Hydractiniidae
Product: dolichyl-phosphate beta-glucosyltransferase-like
Exons: 10
Coding region: 124-1128 (334 amino acids)
Cellular component (GO): endoplasmic reticulum membrane
Source: RefSeq, a predicted model, not a curated record